Molecule: messenger RNA, 1542 nt
Organism: Sungouiella intermedia
Lineage: Eukaryota; Fungi; Ascomycota; Pichiomycetes; Serinales; Metschnikowiaceae
Source: the annotation of a GenBank genome assembly
AUGGACCUCGUACCAACUGUGAAUAAUGUGGACUUUUACUCCAACGCCUCUGCUCAGGAGUCAAGAUACAAAAAUCUUAAUGCCCAGUUCACCAAGCGAUUUAACGCAUCCCCGCAAUUCUUUGCCAGAGCUCCGGGAAGAGUCAACUUGAUUGGAGAGCACAUUGACUAUUGUAACUUUUCGGUGUUGCCUAUGGCCAUUGAGGUUGAUGUGGUUGCCGCUGUAUCAGCAUCGUCCAAUUCGACGGUUACUAUUGCAAACACCGAUCCAAAGUUCCAAGAAAUGCUGUUUGACUUCCCUCUGGAUGGGUCUGUCGUGACCAUCAACUUGGAAAAGCAAACAUGGGGCAACUACUUUAAGUGUGCUGCUAUUGUAGCGCAUAAUUUUAUCCUCGAGAAGUACCCUGAAGUGCUCGAUCAUGGCCACAAGCCUUUGCAGGGACUCAAAGCUAUAUUUGAUGGUAAUGUUCCUACUGGAGGAGGAUUAUCGUCGUCAGCUGCUUUCUGCAUUGCAGCAACUUUAGCUGUUUUGAGAGUCAAUGGAAUUUCUGAGAUUUCAAAGGCGGAUCUCACCAGGAUCACCGUGGUCUCGGAACAUUAUGUGGGACUCAACAAUGGAGGCAUGGAUCAAUGUGCCUCUGUCAAUGGAGAGCCAUCGAAGGUUCUUUUGAUUCAGUUUAAACCAACUUUAAAGGCCACUCCAUUCAAGUUGCCGGAAACGGAGCCAGAAUCCGUCUUUCUCAUCACUAAUUCGCUAAUCACCGCUAACAAGACCGAGACAGCGCCUACGAACUACAAUUUGAGGGUGGUAGAAGUUGCCGUGGCUGCCGAGGUUAUUGCUGCUAAGUUUGGGUUACAAGUCCCUAAGGAUUCUAAUUUGGACACUGCAACUUUACGGGGAAGUCUUGAUGCAUACUUUUCGCAGGUGGAAGGUGAGCCACUAUGGGAUGGCCAGGAUAUUGAGGUAGGAAUCCGCAACCUCACCCGCAUGAUUGAAGUGGUGAAGAAAUUGUAUUCAGAGGAAGAGAAGGACGGAAUUACUAGUGAGCAGGCUGCAGCAUAUCUCGGCAUUACCGAGAAAGAAUUCUCCGAAGUGUUCCUCACCAAGUUCCCAGUUCGGUAUCAAAAACUUAACCUUUACAAGAGAUCCAUACACGUUUAUUCUGAUGCUUUGCGUGUACUCCAAGUGAUUCAGUUGGCCCGAAACUUCGAUGGUAACUCGGAGAAAUACCUCCAAGCACUCGGAAAGCUUAUGAACGAAUCGCAAGUAUCCACUAGAGAUUACAAUAAUGCGUCUGCACCUGGGUGUGACGACAUUUGUAAAAUCGCCGGAAAAAACGGCGCUUACGGGUCCAGAGUCACCGGCGCAGGAUUUGGCGGGUCUAUCGUGCAUCUCACUACAGUUGAACGGUUGCCCCAGUUGGUGAAUGCUCUUCGCAGUGAAUACUACCAGACGCACUUCCCCGGAAUAACUGCAGAUACGUUGAGUGCAGCUAUUGUCGUAUCUAAGCCAGCCCAAGGAGCUUGUGUCGUAGAAAUUUAA